AAAUCGAAGCCCAAUCUUUCUCUUUCAUUCUUUACCAUCAGAGCAAAAGAAACAAAACAAAUCAAAACCUACCAGAAAAUCAGAAGAACCCUUUGAUUUUCAACCUUUGCGUUAAACUUCUCUGUAACUGUCUAAAACCAUCGACGGAACCUUCAACCACCUCACAGUGGGGUGUGUUCUAUGGCAGAUAAUGAGGAGGAGUUGUCGACGCCGAUGCCAAGGGAUGCGAAGAUUAUAGAGGGUUUGUUGAAAUCGAUGGGUGUAGAAGAAUAUGAACCUCGCGUUAUUCACAAAUUUCUCGAGUUAUGGUAUCGGUAUGUUGUUGAUGUGUUAACAGAUGCUCAAGUGUAUUCAGAGCAUGCUAGCAAGUCGGCAAUUGAUCUUGAUGAUGUUAAGCUUGCCAUUCAAUCCCAGGCUAACUUCAGCUUCUCACAACCACCCCCUCGUGAGGUGCUUCUGGAGCUGGCUAAAAACCGCAACAAGAUGCCAUUACCAAAAUGUCUAGCACCUGGUGUUCCACUUCCGCCCGAUCAGGACACGUUAAUUAGUCCCAACUAUCAGUUCGCAUUUCCAAACAAAAGGUCUGCCGAACCUAUAGAAGAAACCGAGGAGGAAGAAGCUUCUGUUAACGCGGAUCCCAACCCGUCCUCCCAAGAAGAAAAGACAGACACUCAACAAAAUCCAACUCAAAGAGUAUCGUUUCCUUUGCCUAAACGCCAAAAGGACUGAUCUCAAUUCCAAUAUGUCUCCUAACUGAUAUGUAACAAAAGCCAAAUUUGGCGACUAUAUAGUUUAAUUGAUAUUGUGAAGUGAUUCAACAUAUCCUAUUCUUCAUAUUUUGAAUUGUAAUAGAUGCAUAUAGUAUGUAUUAUUAAUCUUCAAGAAUUUGCGUAGCGAUGAAUAUUUUGUUUC
This is a messenger RNA of Lathyrus oleraceus (garden pea), 912 nucleotides long. RefSeq names its product transcription initiation factor TFIID subunit 9. Gene Ontology annotation, biological process: DNA-templated transcription initiation; RNA polymerase II preinitiation complex assembly. Lineage: Eukaryota; Viridiplantae; Streptophyta; Magnoliopsida; Fabales; Fabaceae. Gene Ontology annotation, molecular function: transcription coactivator activity; RNA polymerase II general transcription initiation factor activity; protein heterodimerization activity. Gene Ontology annotation, cellular component: SAGA complex; transcription factor TFIID complex. Bases 181 to 729 code for a protein of 182 amino acids. The record is from RefSeq and is a predicted model, not a curated record. The transcript has 3 exons.